Messenger RNA from Orcinus orca (killer whale), 5204 nucleotides. RefSeq names its product EBF transcription factor 2 (gene EBF2). Lineage: Eukaryota; Metazoa; Chordata; Mammalia; Artiodactyla; Delphinidae. Bases 570 to 2297 code for a protein of 575 amino acids. Gene Ontology annotation, biological process: regulation of transcription by RNA polymerase II. The record is from RefSeq and is a predicted model, not a curated record. The transcript is spliced from 16 exons. Gene Ontology annotation, molecular function: RNA polymerase II cis-regulatory region sequence-specific DNA binding; DNA-binding transcription factor activity, RNA polymerase II-specific.
GGGCUGUAGUAACCCAUUCAUGGGGCAGGCGAGCGGCUGUAGCCCGGCUCCGCAGCGCUCGCAGCCACCGCCUCCUCUCGGCUCCGGGUCUUCCCCUUCCUUUCACAACUGAUCCUGUUGGGGAUUUUUUUUUUUUUUUCUAAAUUGGAGCGGUGGGGAGGAGCAGGGAGGGGGGGGUGGGGGACCAGGAGGAAGGGGAGAGAUUAGGCAGCCAUCAAUCUCCUCCUGUUUCUCCCAGAACAGGUGAUGCUUCAAAAUUGUGAUCACUUUCUUGAGGCAGCGCUGCCACUGGAAGGAUGCGAGAGACCUAGGGCGGAGGGCCUGAGGCGGCAGAUCUGAACUUGAGGAGGAUAUAACCCAAACUUUAACUACAUCAGUCCGCACCUCACGCGUGGAAGCAAAGGACGGGUUAUCUUUUUAAAUUUUUUUUUCACCAGAGAGUCUCAAACUUCGGCACUUGAUCCCUUUUCCUGGAUUGCUUUGGAGGAGACGGUUUGGUGACAGCGUUGGGAACAGUGAGGACAGCGUUGUAACUCAUUUUUAAAGCGACAGUAGAUCAGACUUUUUAAAUGUUUGGGAUCCAAGAUACUUUAGGAAGAGGACCAGCUCUGAAAGAGAAAUCGCUGGGCGCCGAGAUGGAUUCGGUCAGGUCCUGGGUCCGGAAUGUCGGCGUGGUGGACGCCAAUGUCGCUGCGCAGAGCGGAGUAGCCCUGUCCCGGGCCCACUUUGAGAAACAGCCUCCUUCCAACUUGAGGAAAUCCAACUUCUUUCACUUCGUCCUGGCGCUCUACGACAGGCAGGGGCAGCCGGUGGAGAUAGAGCGCACCGCCUUCGUAGAUUUUGUGGAGAACGACAAAGAACAAGGCAACGAGAAGACCAACAAUGGCACCCACUACAAGUUACAGCUCCUCUACAGCAACGGUGUCCGCACGGAGCAGGACCUGUACGUAAGGCUCAUCGACUCGGUCACCAAGCAGCCCAUAGCUUACGAGGGACAAAAUAAGAAUCCGGAAAUGUGCCGAGUUCUCCUGACACACGAAGUGAUGUGCAGUCGAUGUUGCGAAAAGAAAAGUUGUGGCAACCGAAAUGAGACUCCUUCAGACCCUGUCAUCAUCGACAGAUUCUUUUUAAAAUUUUUCCUCAAGUGCAAUCAGAAUUGUUUGAAAACAGCAGGAAACCCAAGGGACAUGAGAAGGUUUCAGGUCGUGUUGUCAACAACGGUGAACGUGGAUGGACACGUGCUGGCUGUUUCCGACAACAUGUUUGUUCAUAACAACUCAAAGCACGGGCGGAGAGCGAGAAGGCUGGACCCAUCGGAAGCUACUCCAUGCAUCAAAGCCAUUAGCCCGAGUGAAGGCUGGACCACUGGAGGAGCCAUGGUCAUCAUCAUUGGGGACAACUUCUUUGAUGGCCUCCAAGUGGUGUUUGGGACUAUGCUUGUAUGGAGUGAGCUAAUAACUCCUCAUGCCAUCAGAGUGCAGACUCCUCCUCGGCACAUUCCUGGAGUCGUAGAAGUGACAUUAUCUUAUAAAUCCAAACAGUUCUGCAAAGGAGCUCCAGGAAGGUUCAUUUACACAGCAUUAAAUGAACCCACCAUAGACUAUGGCUUUCAGAGACUGCAGAAAGUCAUCCCAAGGCAUCCUGGAGAUCCUGAGAGAUUAGCUAAGGAAAUGCUGUUGAAAAGAGCUGCAGAUCUGGUGGAGGCGCUCUAUGGGACACCACACAAUAACCAGGACAUCAUUUUGAAGCGUGCCGCAGAUAUUGCUGAAGCCCUGUACAGUGUCCCCAGGAAUCCCAGCCAGAUCCCAGCUCUCUCCAGCUCUCCAGCUCACAGUGGCAUGAUGGGCAUCAAUUCUUAUGGCAGCCAGCUUGGGGUCAGCAUCUCAGAGUCAACACAGGGAAAUAAUCAAGGAUACAUCCGCAACACAAGCAGCAUCUCUCCGCGGGGCUACUCUUCCAGCUCUACCCCUCAGCAGUCUAACUACAGCACCUCCAGUAACAGUAUGAACGGCUACAGCAAUGUCCCUAUGGCCAACCUGGGUGUCCCAGGAUCUCCAGGAUUUCUAAACGGCUCCCCCACAGGCUCCCCUUAUGGAAUCAUGUCAUCAAGUCCCACUGUUGGAUCUUCCAGCACGUCCUCCAUCCUCCCAUUUUCCUCUUCAGUUUUUCCUGCUGUCAAACAGAAGAGUGCCUUCGCCCCCGUCAUCAGGCCCCAAGGCUCCCCUUCACCUGCUUGCUCCAGUGGCAAUGGAAAUGGAUUCAGAGCCAUGACCGGACUUGUCGUGCCCCCAAUGUAAAGAAGAGGAAGAACUGCUUUCUUAUAGCACAAAACUGCUUACUCUGAUGGACCAAUAAUGAAGAAAGCACUAGGAGCUCUCUGGGGAAAGUUGUGCCCCAGGUGAACAUGAUGGACAGAUCUGGGUUUGCAAGGAGCUGCCUCUUACCUGGUCUCACGUUUCUUGUGUAGCUCUGAUGGUAACUACACAAACUGACCCUCUUGGGAACAAGGACAAAAGAUGUCAUUGACGUAGUCAGUGCUAAGAGCAGAAAUGCAAUUCUUUGUUAUGAACAUUAUGAGAACCACCUUCCUAUGUUUGUAAAAUAUUUAAGAAAAAAAAUUGGCAAACGAUUCAUGCUUAAUAUUUUGGAUACUAUUUGUUUUUCUUUGUAGGAAAAAAAAGUUGAAAGUUUCUAUUUUCUAUGAAGCCUUUCAGAUACCAAUUUAGUUUAUGCAGAAAAAAAAUUGAACAAAACAGGGUACCAGCAUGGAAGACUUUCUUAAAAUGAAACCUGAAUUGAAUGAUGAAAUGUUGUUGUAUGUGUGUUUGCUUAUAGUUUAAUCUCUUUAAAAAACAAACAAAAAAAAAAAAACAAAAAAAGGGAAAAAUUUUAAAAUGUUUUACAAUUAUUUAAAUAAAUAAACGUGUAACUUAUUGUAGGUAGAGGUAGAAAUUAAGACCUUUUUGGAAGAGAGAGGAAUUUCUCUUCCUGAUGUAAAAUGGAAGUGAUGCAAACAUGUAGUAACAAGUUUAAAAGGUGUGUGAUUAUUACUGCAGUUACUUACUAGACUCUUAUCCCCCAUCCCGCAUCCCCCUCUUUUUCCAUCAUUUUACUGACCCACAGGCAAGAACAUGCAUCUUAUAUAGAACCACCCGAUGCAGAAACGAUGCAAGUCCAUGCACGUACACAAAUACUCAAACCCAUCAAUCCACUCCCAGCUCCGUCUGCUUUCUAAAUAGUCUACACGUCCCUUUAGGUGUUCACUGUUUGUGAAUACAUAAUUUUUAAAAUUUAUAUUAGCGUUCAACAUUCUCCCCUGAGCAGUGCAGAGAACUCCCAUGUUUUAGUGUGUCCCCGGCUUUGCAUCCCAGGGAAAGACGGGUCUCACCUUAAAGACAGCCAAAGCCAUGUGACUUUCCCAAACAAGUGGCCUCUGUGGAAUCUCCCUUUCAGAGCCCCUCCCUCCCUCCUCUUUGGUUACGUGGUUCAGCACAGAGAUUUAAGCCCCACAGAACUUCAGAAACUGGAUUUGAAGACGGUGACUCUGUUUCUUGGACUCUUCAUCGUCAAUCUUAGGAUGUUCACAUCCUUUCUUCUCGCUGCAGAUCUCCCCUUUCAUGGCAUUAAACUCACUUGAAAAAAAUAUGUAUUCAACUUGACACCGUUUCCAGGCAAGAAUGUGAUGGGGUGCAGAAGAGGCAUGUUAAAAGCCCUAAUCUCUCUUCUGAUCUUCAAAGAAACGGAAACCUAGAUUCUUAGCAGGGUCAGAGAGUAGGGGCAUCUGUGUUCCAAGCAACGCAUUUCCUCAGGCCUGCGACAGGCACUCGUAAGUUCUGGGACUAGCUCUUAGCAGGAGAAACCUUGCAGGAACUGCUAACAUGGAGUAAAGUCUUGAAAGCCUGUGUGAUCCUGGAGAUGUAUCCAGAGUUAUCUGGAUUGCCAACAAGGAUGUCAUUUUUGUCCAGACCAGGGUUCUCCUUGCUGACUCAUUGGCACCACAGUAUAGUCUAUAUACAGACUUCAGUUUGGGCUUCUUGGUUGGGGUUCUAUUAGAAAUUGAUGCAGCUCUGCUGGAAAAACAUGUUUAGUGCAUCUGAGCCAAUUUUGGACUUCAUAAAUUCAGCGUCCCUUCCAUUUGCUCACACCUAUUCAACCCCCAAUGGUCUUAUUUGCCUUUAAUCUAUUCUAGAACUACCCAGUAUGACCCAAAUAUUAUUUCUACGCACAUGAUAAUCCAAGGGUUUGGAAACCUGGCAUACUCGUAAUUCCUGCUGACCGUCCCUGUCCCUCCUAGUCAGGGCUUAAAGCACCAAAAAAAACAGGGAAACACACAAGAGAACUUUCCCCAGUGAAAAAUCUGAUGGGAGAGGAAGAGUGUGGAUGACAAACAUCACCAUCCAAAAGUGAAAGCAGAACAAAAUUAAGCAUGUUUAGACCUGGAUUUGAGCCAAUCCAACAUAAGGAAAUGUUUUUUUUUAAGUAGCAUCGCUUUUAGAAUCUGUGAAGUUUGCUCUUGCAUGAAGAUGAGUGCAGUACUGUCUUCAAAAUGAUUGUAGAAUUUCUUGGUAGCUUUACACCGAAAAAUGUGUGUAACUAAAUACCAGACAUCCUUGACCAUUCAGCUAGAACCUCAGCAGUGACAGAUCUAUUUAAGUGUACAAAUGUGUGUAAGGAUGAUUUUUAGUGUACUAAUAAAUUAAAAACAAAGCUACUCUGUCCUCUUUAGUCAUUGCUGUUAAAUCAUUCCGGUCCCAGGUUAUUUUUGUGCCACUUGGAAUAAGUAUUUCUAUAGGUAACUACAAAUUCUAUCCUAUCUUUGUAAAAGGAGCUGUGUUAAGAUUUUUCACUUAAAGGGACAAUUUACUUCAUUAUUUAUCUCAUUUUUUGUUAUAUCAUCGUAUUUCCCCCCAGUUUUUCUUUGCACAUUUCAAUAUGCAUGGUUUAAAAACCAUCCCCUUCUCUACCUUUUGUACAGUAAGGUCUCAUUUUCAAACUGUAUAGUUUCAUUUUAUCGUUUUGCUUUGUCAGUUAUAUACAGUAUAAAGUUGCUAUGCACAGAGCUUUUUGUAAAGACAGCUUUUUUGUUUACUGUUUUUAAUGGUCUUACUUAUGAAAGAAUAUCUUGUUUGUAAAAUGAAUAUGUCUACUUCAGUUUUAAACUUUAAAUUAUCCUAACAAAAAAUAAAAUUUUUGUACUGUAAAAA